AUGGAUAAAAAUAAAUUGAUAUCAAAAGAUGAUAAUUAUAAUGAAAAGGUUGAGGUAAUAUCUCGAGUUGAUACAUUUUAUAAUAAAUAUGGAUUAGGUAUAAAAAAUUAUUCAUGGAUAGUUAAAGAGGCGAUUGCUAUAAUAAUAUUAAUACAUGGCUUAGGUUCAAGUUUUCGUUUUGGUUUUUUGAGACAUAGCGUAAAUAUAGUUGAUAAUAUGCAUGCUACAUUAAUAGAUAGUGAUAAUUUUUAUAUUUAUAAAAAUAGUUGGAUUGAAGAAUUUAAUAAAAAUGGUUAUUCUGUAUAUGGAAUAGAUUUACAAGGUCAUGGAGAAUCUGAUGGGAUUGAUAAUUUAAAACUUCAUAUAAAUGAUUUUGAUGAUUUUUCUUAUGAUGUUAUAGAUCAUAUUAAAAAAGUAUAUCAAUCUAUUAUGUUAGAAAAUGAUAAUAAGGAUAAUUUAUAUAAUAAUAAUAAAAUGGAAAGUAUGGAAAAAAUGCCCAUGUAUUUAAUUGGUUAUUCUAUGGGAGGAAAUAUAGUUUUAAGAACUAUAGAAAUAUUGGGAAAAUCAAAAGAUGAAAUAUCCAAAUAUAAUAUUAAAGGAAUUAUAUGUAUUUCUGCUAUGAUUUCAGUAAAAUUAGUAGGAUAUCCAGAUUCUUUUAAAUAUCGAUAUUUUUAUUUACCAGUAACACGGCUUAUGGCUACUUUAUUUCCAACAUAUAGACAAAAAACAGGUAGUGUUGAAUUUAAGAAAUUUCCAUAUAUUAAUGAUAUUAUAUCAUUGGAUAGGAAUAGAUUUAAAGGAGAUAAAACAAAUAAAUUUACAUAUGGAAUUGUUAAAUCUUUAGAUACUUUACAUAAACAUAUAGAUGAUAUUCCUAGAAAUAUACCUAUACUGUUUUUCCAUGCGAGAAAUGAUUGUCUUUGUUAUUAUCCAGGUUUAGAAAUUUUUUAUAACAGAUUAGUCAGUGAUAAAAAAGAAUUAGUAACCCUCGAAAAUAACGAACAUCUUGUUAUUAUGGAACCAGGAAAUGAAAAAAUUUUACAAAAAAUUCUUGAUUGGAUUUCAAAAAUUUAUAAAAAAAAAGAUGAAGAUAAUUAUUUAAAAGAGGAAAUCACUCUGAAUUGA
This is a messenger RNA of Plasmodium adleri (nom. inval.), 1125 nucleotides long. Its product is annotated as lysophospholipase, putative. Gene Ontology annotation, cellular component: membrane. NCBI's taxonomy places the organism in Eukaryota, Apicomplexa, Aconoidasida, Haemosporida, Plasmodiidae. Gene Ontology annotation, molecular function: lipase activity. The record is from RefSeq and is a predicted model, not a curated record. The transcript has a single exon. Bases 1 to 1125 code for a protein of 374 amino acids.